This is a messenger RNA of Paraphaeosphaeria sporulosa, 1391 nucleotides long. RefSeq names its product NAD-dependent epimerase/dehydratase-like protein. The record is from RefSeq and is a predicted model, not a curated record. Lineage: Eukaryota; Fungi; Ascomycota; Dothideomycetes; Pleosporales; Didymosphaeriaceae. The transcript has a single exon. The coding region runs from base 256 to 1203 and encodes 315 amino acids.
UAUUACGCCGUUAAUUUUAAAAUCAACGCAACUCGUAGCUGAAACGCUCAGCCUUCCGAUUGAGGUUUUCGCAGAGAUGUGCGAUGGAAAGUCGGCGUUUUCGCCGAUGAGCCUCGGAGCAUCGGCCGUGCGCAUCCCCACUACUCACUACCCCUCACCCGUACACCCACGACUAGUAGCGGAGAUGCCCGCUAAGAUUCAUACAUUACCACAACGCCACGCUCUGGUCUAAACACACACAGAGACUCGCCCAUCAUGAAAGUCAUCAUCACAGGAGCCGGUGGAUUCGUUGGACAGACCCUUGCAAAGAAGCUAAUCGAGACGUCACCCGAUACGGAACUCAUCCUUGCCGACGUACAAGCACCUCCGAAUCCAACGAAGUCUGACAAAGUCGAGUGCAUCGGAGCAGACUUGACGAACGCUGACACCCGCAAAGCUUUGAUAGAUCACGCGCCAGAUGCGGUCUACAUCCUGCAUGGUAUCAUGUCGAGUGGCUCGGAAGCAAAUCUGGAGCUAGGCUUGAGUGUCAACUUCGACAGCGUUCGUGGACUUCUCGACGCCAUCAGAGAAAAGAAGUCCGGCACCAAGGUCAUCUUCACUUCAUCGUGCGCCGUAUUUGGAAGAGCUGCCGUAAAGAACGUCGCAACGGAGACAGAUAUCGUCCCGAUGCCCGAGAGCUCAUACGGAACGCAAAAGCUGAUGGUGGAGUAUCUUGUCAACGACUACUCAAGGAGAGGCCUCAUUGAUGGUAGAGUCGUUCGCCUGCCUACUAUCUUCGUCCGCGCUGGUGCUCCAACGGCUGCUGCUUCAUCAUUUGUUUCAGGUAUUGUGAGAGAGCCAGUUCACGGACAAGAAAGCGAGCUCCCUGUCGACCCAAACAUCGGAAUAUGGCUCGCCUCUCCCCGGACGUUGGCUCACAAUCUCGUCCAUGCCAUGAACGUUCCUGCCGAAAAGCUCGGUCAUUUCCGGACGGUGCUGCUGCCGGGGUACACGGCGACUAGCGGAGAGAUCUUAGAGGCGCUUGAGAAAGUGGCAGGAAAAGAGACGCGAGCUUUGGUGAAGGAGAAGAGGGAUGAGAAGAUCGAGAAGAUCGUUCUGAGCUGGCCUGGCAAAUAUGACACGUCAAGGGCGAAGGAGCUGGGAUUCUCGGAAGAUGUGGGUUUGGAACAGACCAUCAGGGACUUCAUCGCGGGCGAGAAAUAGAAAGACUAGGCAUCAAGCGGUCCGCAGAUGAUUUUGGUGUCCGAUCGAAGGCAGCGGACUACGAGCAAGCCGCGAGCCAGGCAGGGAGGCACUAGUCAUUUGCUCCAUCCAAUUAUGGCUAGCCGGGUCCCUGAAGGGGGCGACCCACCACUCUAGGAACCCACAUCUACAACAAAUAAUCUUUCCAU